Drosophila hydei is the source of this 2095-nucleotide messenger RNA. Its product is annotated as xenotropic and polytropic retrovirus receptor 1-like. Gene Ontology annotation, molecular function: inositol hexakisphosphate binding. Gene Ontology annotation, biological process: phosphate ion transport; cellular response to phosphate starvation. NCBI's taxonomy places the organism in Eukaryota, Metazoa, Arthropoda, Insecta, Diptera, Drosophilidae. Bases 81 to 1967 code for a protein of 628 amino acids. Gene Ontology annotation, cellular component: plasma membrane; cytoplasm; Golgi apparatus. The transcript is spliced from 5 exons. The record is from RefSeq and is a predicted model, not a curated record.
GCUCGGCAAGAAGAUAUAUGAAAAUUGUGUUUUAAGGAGUCUAAUUGUAAUUUUCUUUGAUUUCAUUGUAGAAAGAUAUCAUGAAGUUCGGAAAAACCUUUGAGAGCCAUUUAACACUUGAAUGGCGUCAGCAGUAUAUGGAUUAUGGGGAGCUUGAUGCCAUGAUACGCACCGCGGUGGACAAUGCGCCCGAUAAACAUAUCCGAAGGUCUAAUAGAUAUAUACGAGAGCAUGAUUUAAAUGUUGAUCCGAUUACAGAGGAGUACUAUCAAAAUUUCGAGCGCAAUUUCUUUGCCGUUUGCCAUCAAGAACUGAGUCGCGUUGAGGAUUUCUUUGCCCAGAAGUUGGCCGAAGCACGUCGCAAACUUGACCAGAUCAAAAUCCAACUGACCUCGACACCACGCUCGUAUAAUACACGCCAUUUGGGCUUCGUCUGCAGCGAGUUCUACUUGAGCCUUAUCAUGCUACAAAACUUCCAGAGCCUAAACUAUACGGCUUUUCGCAAAAUAUGCAAAAAGUAUGACAAGCAUAUCAAGUCUCAAAGAGGCGCCCAUUGGUUCAGAGAGUACAUUAGCGACGCGCCCUUCAGCAAGCAGGAAGAACUGCUGACAAUGAUUAAUGAAGUGGAGAAUCUAUAUAUGACCCAUCUCACGAACGGCGAUCGCGCCAAAGCCAUGGCCAAGCUGAGAGUUCCACCACUGAGACAGGCCUCGCCACCAGUGAGGGUAUUCAUGGCCGGCAUGUUGCUGGGCCUAUUCAUUGUCAGCGCCAUUGUUGUUAUCCUCUCAUUGAUCUAUGUGCGCAGUAAUUUGGCGCUGUUCGCAACAUUUGGUUACAUGUAUCGGGGUAUCUUCACCUGGGUACUCUGCUGCUUCUAUUUGGCAAUCAAUGUGUACGUGUGGCAGAAGGUGGGCGUUAAUCAUGUGCUGAUCUUCGAGCUGGACGUCCGCAAACGAGUGCUGCCAGCGACGUUUUUGGAGGUGGCCAGCGGCUUUGGUUACCUCUGCACUCUGUCCAUGCUCAUGUUUCUGCAUCACAAUGAAUUCGGCGUAUCCCAUCCAUAUAAUUUCCCCUUGAUCUGUAUGGUGCUGCCACUGGUGCUACUGAUCAUUCCAAUACCCAUACUCCAUUUAAAGGCGCGAAUGUGGAUCUUGCGCUGCUUUGGGAGAAUUUUUGCUGCUCCAUUUUUCUUUGUGCAGUUUGCCGACUUUUGGAUAGCUGAUCAGCUGAACUCCUUGGCUCUGUGUAUUGUGGAUAACUAUUAUUUGGCCCGGUUCUAUGUUCGCUACUACGCGGACCAUGUCAAGGCCCUUGACUUCGAGCCAGACUUCAUGGUUCCCAUUCUACGUUGUCUGCCGCCCUGGUUCCGUUUAGCCCAGUGCCUAAAGCGAUAUUGGAAUUCCAGUAAUAGGCCGUAUUCAUAUUUCCUGAAUGCCGGCAAAUAUUUCAGUACCAUUGUGGUGGUCAUCUUUUCUACAAUUGCAAUGAAUUCGAAUGAUAAAUAUGAUACCAUAUUCGCGAAUCCCUGGAUAUGGCCGUAUCUAGCCUCGGCUCUCAUAUCAGCCAUCUAUUGCUCAGCUUGGGAUCUAAUUGUUGAUUUUGGUCUAUUUAAGGUUUGGAAGGGUGAAAACAUAUUUCUGCGCCAGAAUCUCGUGUAUCGCAAGGGAUUUUAUUAUUUUGCUAUCAUAUCGAAUGUUCUGAUACGUUUCAUCUUUAUCCCGGAGAUAUAUUUAAUUUACUAUAAUAUUUUAUUGCCUUACAAUUGCAAAACACUUGAAAGUUUCUUAGAGGUAACUCGUCGUUUCAUCUGGAACUUCUUGCGCCUGGAGAACGAGCAUUUGUUCAAUGUCGGCUACUUUCGCGCCACCCGCGACAUUUACCUAAAUCCCAUCGGCCUUAGAGCUGACACAGAGGAAGAAGGAAGCCACGACAAGGGUGUACAGACCAGCAAGCGAUCAAGCUUUUAAUGAAUAUUACUAAUUACAGCUAUGAUAUCCAAAUUUGAUUUAUUCAAAACUAAUUUAUCUAUUAACUAUGUUCUGUUCAACAUUAAACUAAGCACAAAUCAGAGAUAUAGCUACAAAAAAAGAAUUAC